Messenger RNA from Rhodotorula toruloides NP11, 1164 nucleotides. RefSeq names its product dihydrodiol dehydrogenase / D-xylose 2-dehydrogenase (NADP). The transcript is spliced from 4 exons. Gene Ontology annotation, molecular function: nucleotide binding. Bases 1 to 1164 code for a protein of 387 amino acids. The record is from RefSeq and is a predicted model, not a curated record. Lineage: Eukaryota; Fungi; Basidiomycota; Microbotryomycetes; Sporidiobolales; Sporidiobolaceae.
AUGGCCUUCACUCUUCGCUGGGGUAUCCUGUCGACUGGCUGGAUUGCCACCAAAUUCUCCCUCGACCUCCUCGUCAACCCUUCGACUCGCCAGGUCUCCGACGUCGCGCACCGCAUCGUCGCAGUUGGUUCCCGCUCAAAGGACUCGGCGCAAAAGUUCGUCGACAGCGUCUGGAACGAAGCGGGCGUCAAGGAGGGGAAGAAGCAGGUCAAGCUGUACGGCUCUUACGACGAGUUGCUCGCCGACAAGGACGUCGACUGCAUCUACAUCGGAACCCCUCACUCGCACCACUACGCCAACGCUCAUGCCGCUCUCUCCGCCGGCAAGAACGUCCUCUGCGAGAAGUCGCUCGUCGUCAAUGCCGCUCAAGCGAAAGCGCUCAUCGACCUCGCUCGCUCGAAGGACCUCUUCUUCAUGGAGGCUGUCUGGACGCGAUACCAGCCGUUUGCCUACAAGCUCGAGGAGGUCCUCAAAAGCGGCAAGAUCGGCGAAGUUCGCGGUGUACAAGCUGAGCUCUGCGUGGACUUUGGUCCGACUGCUAAGAAGAACCCGGACCACCGCCUCAUCAAUCCGGUUCUCGCUGGAGGCGCCCUCCUUGAUCUCGGCCCGUACCCCUGGACUCAGCUCGCCCUCGUCCUCCUCGGCGAGCACAAGGCAUCGACCGAGCCUCUUCCCGUCCCGAAGGUCGUCUCGUCGAUGACCAAGACCACCUCGGGCGUCGACGCCUCCGUCGUCGCGGCCAUCGAGUUCGCCCAGGCCGACGGCCGCAUCGUCCACGGCACGCUCACGACCGCCCAAGACCGGCAGACUGCCCACUCGCGGUGCUCGCUCAUCCAAGGCUCGCUGGGCUAUAUCGAAGUCGCAUUCCCGACCUACCGACCCCGCUCGCUCACGUACUACCGCUGGGCGAACGAGGGCGACUUGGGAGACCCGACUGUCAAGCCUGUCGAGUCGGAGACGUUCGAGUUCGAGCCACGUCCUGGAGGAAUCUGGGGCUUUGCGUGGGAGGCGGACGAGGUCGCGAGGUGCAUCAGGGACGGCAGGAAGGAGAGCGACAGGAUGCCGCUUCGCGAGACGCUGCUCAUGAUGCAGGUCUUCGACGAGAUCCGCAAGCAAGGCAACUUUACCUACCCUCCCGAACUCGAGACCCUCGAGCUCAAGUAG